AUGGAGUACUCACGCCUCCCGAUUCUUCCUAUUCCAGCCUUGAUCCGGCGCCGGCUGCCCCGACUUUACUCGUCCCGUAGGGCUAUAUCCGAUAACGAGCCGAGCGGGGUCCUCCAUCAUGGACUGGCCUCUUCAUCUGAGCCGCAUCUCCCGUUUAAUAGCCAACCGUUGGAGCGAGCGGCUACCGAGGCGCAGCGGCCCUCAACGGCGGGCAAUGAUCUGGACUCGUCUGACUCUGGGUCUGGGGGGUCGAAUAGCCCGCCGGUGGAAGAGGUGGGCUGCCCCACAAAGUACGAGACCGAGUCCGGUUUGCGAUGGAACCGGGUCGUCCCUGCCUUCAACCUCCUCCGAAAUGCUGGCUAUGAAGCCCAACAGCCACAGGCAGACGGUCGUCUAGCUAGGUCUCUCUACAUAAAUGCUGUGAUGUAUUUGCUCGAUGCGCUGCCAUCCAAUCUCACGGCCGAGGAGACACUUAUGCUCCAGCAUCGCCUGCCAGAGCCCGUCAAAGAGUCAAUAGCAUCCUCGUCACAGCCGCAUCUUGCGCGUUUGGAGGGACCCACGCAGCUGAAAACUUUUCAGCCUCCUAGAUCAUACCUUCACCGGCUCCUCGCAUCGACCAUCGUGCAGAUAUUUCUAAUUUUGCGGUUCCUGUUACCUUAUCUUCGGCUGUUCCUACGUCAACUCUAUGAAUACGAACGGUCGCAUCGAAUCACCGAGCGUAUUGUCACAACCAUACUAGACGCCGCGGAUGGAUUGGGCAAAAGUAGUGUGAAUAUUGGCUCGGCCGUUUGCAAGCUCAAUGGGGGCAGAGUUGGCACUGCGGUGGGAAACCUUGCUGCCUGGUGGGUGGAAGGCAUUGCGGGUGGUAUCUAUGAAGGGGUAGGCGAAGGAAUGAUGCAAUUGGGAUUGCUGAGACCGGGCUUAGAACUUGAUAGAUUGGCUUUGCAGGUAGAGAGGCGUUGA
This is a messenger RNA of Penicillium canariense, 963 nucleotides long. RefSeq lists its product as uncharacterized. NCBI's taxonomy places the organism in Eukaryota, Fungi, Ascomycota, Eurotiomycetes, Eurotiales, Aspergillaceae. The transcript has 2 exons. The coding region runs from base 1 to 963 and encodes 320 amino acids. The record is from RefSeq and is a predicted model, not a curated record.